GCUAGGUUUUCUUUCGCCCUUCCUUCCUUUGGCCCGAGCCAGCAAGAGCUGCUGCAUGUGCUGACGAGAGCGGCGUCCGGCGCCGCGGCCGUUCCUUGGCAGCCGUUCUGCAACUGCCAGUCGCCAGUUAUGUUCGACUACGACAAGGCUACCGCCUUUCUGGGCGAAUGGGGCCCCUUUCAGCGCCUCAUCUUCUUCCUGCUCAGCGCCAGCAUCAUCCCCAACGGUUACACGGGGCUGUCCGCUGUCUUCUUGGCCGCCACCCCCGAGCACUGGUGCCGGGUGCCCGCUAACGUCAACUUGAGCGCGGCGUGGCUCAACGCCAGCAUCCCCCUGGAGAAGCGUGGCGGGCGGCAGGUACGGAGCCAGUGCAGUCGCUACCGCCUCGAGGCCCUGCUCAAUUUCUCGGCCGGCAACCUGGAGCCCGGGCGCGAUGUCAACCUCAGCCAGGUGGGGCAGGAGGAGUGCCUGGAUGGCUGGGAGUUCAGUCGAGAGUACUACGACAACACCAUUGUCAACGAGUGGUCACUUGUUUGUGACAAUGACUGGAAAGCACCAUUAACUGUCUCCUUAUUGUUUGUGGGUGUGCUGUUGGGAUCCUUUAUAUCUGGACAGCUCUCAGACAGAUUUGGUCGGAAGCAUGUGCUGUUUGUAACGAUGGGGAUCCAGACUAUUUUUAGCUUUUUCCAGGUCUUCUCAACAAGCUGGGAGAUGUUUUCUAUUCUCUUUGUUUUUGUUGGAAUGGGUCAAAUAUCUAAUUAUGUGGCAGCCUUUGUUCUUGGUGCAGAAAUUCUUGGCAAAUCUAUCCGCAUUAUAUAUGGCACAUUAGGUGUCUGCAUAUUUUAUGCAUUGGGCUACAUGAUGCUGCCACUGGGUGCUUACUUCAUUCGAGACUGGCGAUUGCUGUUAAUGGCUCUUACUAUUCCUGGGCUGUUUUAUUUUCCAUUGUGGUGGUACAUUCCAGAAUCUCCUCGCUGGCUACUCUCUCAAGGAAGGAUUAAAGAAGCAGAGGAUAUCAUUCGUAAAGCUGCAGAAAGGAACCAUGUUGAAGCCCCCGAAGUAAUAUUUGAUCUUGCUGAGCUGCAAGAUUUGAAUGCCCAAGUUCAGCAGUCCUGCAGCAUUUUGGACCUAGUGAGAACCCAAAAUAUACGAACAAUCACUAUCAUGUCUGUGAUUCUAUGGAUGGUGAUUUCCAUAGGCUACUUUGGAAUCUCUCUGGAUACCCCUAACUUGCAUGGAGACAUCUACCUCAAUUGUUUCCUUUCAGCAGUAAUUGAAGUUCCAGCUUAUACUAUCUCUUGGCUGCUCCUUCAGCAUCUGCCCCGGCGUUAUUCAAUGGCAGGAGUCUUGUUCUUAGGAGGCUGUGUCCUUCUUUUCAUUCAGUUCGUGCCUACACAGCUCAGUAUUCUGGCCAUCAUCCUCAUGAUGAUUGGAAAAUUUGGGAUCACAGCCUCCUUCUCAAUGGUUUAUGUGUACACUGCUGAGAUGUACCCAACUAUUGUGAGAAACAUGGGAAUUGGAGCCAGUUCAAUGGCCUCCAGAAUUGGCAGCAUCCUCUCACCUUAUUUUGUGUAUCUUGGUGCCUACGAUAGAUUUCUUCCCUACAUCUUAAUGGGAAGUUUAACGGUGCUUGCAGGAAUCCUGACCCUGUUUCUCCCGGAAACUUAUGGAACUCCACUCCCAGACACUAUUGAACAGAUGCUAAAAGUUAAAGGAAUUAAAAAUAUAAAAUCACAGAAACAUCAAGAUAGAACAGAGCAUACAGAAGAGAAUUCAGCUAUUCUAAAGACCACAACAUUCUGAUGAAACUGCAUUGUUCACAGUAUUAUACCUUGGACAUUUCCUUUAAUUUUCUUCCAGAAAAGACUAACCUACAUACUUUUUUCCUAAGAUGGGAAAUAUAUUUAUUAAAAAUACAUUCAUUUUGAGAUUGUAGAUACAAUCUAUCCCAGUAUGGGAUUUUUUUUGCCAGAAAUUGCUUCAUGGAACAGUGUUGGAUAUAGAAUUUUUUUCACUUUUAGGACACAUCAACAACUAUCCUUUUUGUGAGACUGCAUUUUUAAAAGAUUCUUCAUGGUACAAGUUAAGUGUUUUAAUAUCACUUUUUCCAUACAUACUGUCAAAAAAUUAAAUAGGUAAUAGAGUUUGGAUGUUGUCACUCCACCUUGAGAUUCUACACCUUUUCUUGAGAGAAAAAAUAAGCUUGAAAUGAUAUAGAGGAAACUGGUAGAGUAGACCUUAAAAUAAUUAUGCAAAUAACUGAAUGCAGUAAAAGGAGAAGAAAUUGAAGUUGAUUCUUUUUUAUGAGCACAUUUAAUAGAAAUAGAAA
Molecule: messenger RNA, 2329 nt
Organism: Pseudonaja textilis
Lineage: Eukaryota; Metazoa; Chordata; Lepidosauria; Squamata; Elapidae
Product: organic cation/carnitine transporter 2-like
Biological process (GO): transmembrane transport
Cellular component (GO): membrane
Molecular function (GO): transmembrane transporter activity
Source: RefSeq, a predicted model, not a curated record